ACUCCGUGUCACCUUACAUAGCAGUGAGGCACCAAAACAAGCCGGUAAACGUGUAAAUACAUAGCCCCACGCAUACACUUACACUAUUACAAUAAUACAAGCCGAUCGGCUGCUAUUAUGAGAUUUGUCAUAGUCUGUGACAGAUCAGUUUGCGUCGCAAUAAAAUAUUUUAAAAUGCCGUCUUGCGUUGUGAAAAAGUGUAAAAACAAUACUAUAAAAGUAUUUGUGGAUAUAGGAGAAAAAAUUGUGUAUCUGGUAUACCCCGUAACCGCACACACACUAGCAUAAAGGUGCUUCUUCUAGUUCACAGAGUUGAGACUUGAGAGUACCCUUGGCCCUUGCUAUUUGCUUAUUGCUAAGUUGCUAAUAUCACGGCGCGGAUUGCGGAGUCUCGUUAGAGUAAAAGUGUUCUGUGCGCGGAGUCCUUCUUUUUUUACUAGUCCGUGAACCGUGAGCUAUAAUUGCUUCAUAAUAAAGUUUUGAGUUAUGUUGCUUAUAUGUUAAAUAAAAUCCACACUUUUAUCUAUGUUGUGAGUUGCAAGUACAUAAGAUAUCAUUAAGUUCAAAAGGCGAAACGAUAAGAUUUUAUAAAUAUUCAUGUGCCUACCUAUUCAUAAUAAUAAGUUACUUGCUCAAUACUGGUAUUUUGUCUUCUGUAUAGGUUCAUAAUAAUUUUAGAUACACGACGUACCUACCUAAUAAAACACAAAAAUGGAAAACAAAGAAUUGUUACAAUUUGAUGAAGAAGUAAACCCGGGAUAUGAGUUAGCUGAAAAAUAUAUUCAUGAACAUGAUAAAGAGAUAAUAAUCAGACCUGUAGAAGAAGGUAUAAACAUGAAUAUUAGGGAUAUAAAUUUUUAUAAGAAGGUGUGUCAAUUGGAGGUACUUAUUAAUGAGAACUGUGAAUUAUUUACACAAUUAUUAAGCAUUGCAGCUAUGGUAAAAAUACAUGAGGCAAGAAAAAUAGAUUUCAUUUUAUUCAGAGAUAGAUUAAUUCAACAAUUACUGGUAAAACCAUCAUCAAAUAAAGAUAGUGGUGUCUAUUACGAAAGAACAUGGUAUCAGGGUUUUGACUUAAAAAGUUCGCCUCUUCGUGUGAAUAAAAAGAUGCGUCAUGUCGUGUGCUUAUUUACGACGCUCAGUCACAAAGUUGGCCUACCUAUACAAUUAGAGCCCUUCUGGGAUAUUGAUUAUCAAUGUUUCAAAGUGCCAUUUGGAUGUCUUGGUGUCAUAACUGGCCGCUCGGAUUUGCACUCCGCCAUAGAUCUAUUCAUGGAAACACCUACAAGGCUUCCAUUCGCACUCCAAAAAAUCUGGAUCGAGGAAAGUGCAGCAGAAAAGUUUAACCACCUUAUGAAAUGGAAAACAAACUUGAGAAAAGAUGAGAUCGAGCCAGAGAUAUUGUCUUGUUGUACUGAGGCAUACUGUUAUGAAAAUAAACUAUUUUUAUUUGAGUAUGCCGCCGAUCAUCCGCCAGAGACCGACAAAUACGUGGUGUUCAUAGAAACAUAUCGAACAGUCAAGGAGCUGUUUACUUUAUAUGACCACAAAUAUUAUGGCAUAUCUAUAUGGUGUAGCGAUUUGAUCCUGAGUAACGAGAUAGCAGCUACCUUGAGUGCGAAUCUCAUUUGGAUAAACGAUUUUAAUAACUUCUCAUCACCGAAAAUUAGUAACACCUAUUUCAAUUAUGUAAGCAAUGUAAAAGUCACAGUAACAUUGGAAAGAACAGACGAAGUUGACGAAGUAUUAAAGCUUAAAAAUGAAUGGAUGCAGAAAUCUAUUGAAUGUAGAAAAGUUCUAAUGAGUGACGUGUUCAAGGGUCACGAUAUCUCUAAGCAGCUUGAGAUAUACGAUGUUGCUAUGAAUGGUGUUGUAUCAGUAAACGGUGACCGGUCUAUCAUGUGUAUUGAAAUUCCCACAGGGUUGAUAUACUUUGAUACAUCAUGCGCAAGUAUAGAUUUUCGAUUAAUUUCUUCUAUAAUUCGUGGUAAUGCCGUGCUCCUUGCUAUAUUUAACCCUACGAAUGAAGAGCUACUUAUUUGGGAGAAGCUGAUAAACAUUGGAGCUCCCAUUGUUAUUAUAUACGGCAAAAGAAUUGAAAAUGGGGAGUUCGUUGUUAAAAAAGAGUAUUUUAUGAAUAAAGUGAUAGUUACCAAGUAUGGCAGCAUAUUUGCUAAUUAACAAUAUAGAGACAAAAGUCCAACAUCCUGGAGGCAGCUUAUAUGGCUGUAGUCGAUUUUGGCCAAAGAUUCUCUUUUAUGAGUCCUCUGGGAACUCUUCGCCAAUUAACAUUGUCUGUCUUCCCAAUAUUCGAAUUUAAAGUAAAUUUGUCCUGCUGCUUCAAUCAUGACCAAUUAAAUAUUAUAAGUAAUUAUUGCUAAGCUAAUAUAUUUUUUAGUUGUUUUUACAUUUCUUAUUUUAUAACUGUUUCGAAUUAUAUUUUUGUAUCAA
This is a messenger RNA of Leptidea sinapis, 2451 nucleotides long. RefSeq lists its product as uncharacterized. The transcript is spliced from 6 exons. The record is from RefSeq and is a predicted model, not a curated record. Bases 712 to 2181 code for a protein of 489 amino acids. NCBI's taxonomy places the organism in Eukaryota, Metazoa, Arthropoda, Insecta, Lepidoptera, Pieridae.